AUGAGAAAUAUAUUGAGACCUUUAGAUCUCAAAGUACAACCUGUGCAGUUCCAGGAAAGGCACAAGGUUCUGGAAAAACUGUACAAGCAAUUAGAAAGAUGUAAAAAGAAAGCGACAAAGGAUUCACUGAUCAAACUGUCAACUAAUUUGGAAGCGUCGGUGGCUAAGCGUAGCUCCUCUUCCCAAAGCUAUAAAUUCAACAUGAGUGUUGUUCUUCGUGAUUUGUUGAAGUAUAAAGGAGAUCUAAGCAAGAUUACUAUCGCGGGAAAGCUGUUAAGACCAACUAAAAAGGUAGAAGGUGCUACCAAAAGUAAAGAUGAUGUUAUGAAAGCGUUAAGGUCGUUAUUAGUUGAUGUAGAUCUGUUAAAGAAGCAUGGGUACAUAAUGUCAGAACAAGAAACAACGGAUGAAAAUUCGGAACCAAUUUACAGGGUAUGUGCUAGAUGUAACACGAAAUUUGAACAGGAUAAAAUAUUAGAAAAGACACUUUGUACCUACCAUCCAAUGAAGAAACAAUACAAUCGCGAAACAAAAAUGUAUGUUUAUCCAUGUUGUGGUGAGACCACAUCCUCGACAUCAUUCUUAAGACUGGGAUGUAAAAAUUUCGAGUAUCAUGUGUUUAAGGGAGAAAAGUACUGUGAUUUGAGGAAAAUAUCAGAAUUUCUGACGACAGAAAAAUUUGAAGGUAACGAAAAUGUACUCUCUUUAGAUUGUGAAAUGGCGUUCACCACUAUGGGGUUUGAAAUGAUCAGAUUGACCAUUAUUGAUUUCUUCACGUCCCAGAUAAUAUUCAACGAAAUAAUCAAACCAAUGGGAAAAGUUAUUGAUCUAAAUUCUGACUUCAGUGGUGUUCAUGUAAUUCCAGGAGAUUCUCUAACAUUUAAUGGGACUAUGGAGAAGAUACUUCGCCCUGACUUAAUUAACAAGAACUCUAUCUUGAUUGGGCAUGGCUUUGAAAAUGAUCUGAACGUGAUGAGAAUAAUUCAUAAUAGGAUUAUUGACACGGCAAUAUUAUAUUCUAAUGGCAGGCUCAAAAUGUCCUUGAAAAACUUAACUUUCGAGGUCUUGAGUGAGAAAAUUCAGACUGGAGAGCACGACAGUACAGAAGAUGCUCUUGCUACGAUGAACAUAAUAAAAAAGAAGCUUGGGAUAUCGCUGGACCAGAUUAAGUGGGAUGGUAUUGAACAGAAGUAA
Messenger RNA from Kazachstania africana CBS 2517, 1194 nucleotides. RefSeq names its product RNA exonuclease (gene REX3). Gene Ontology annotation, cellular component: nucleus. Gene Ontology annotation, molecular function: exonuclease activity; nucleic acid binding. NCBI's taxonomy places the organism in Eukaryota, Fungi, Ascomycota, Saccharomycetes, Saccharomycetales, Saccharomycetaceae. The record is from RefSeq and is a predicted model, not a curated record. The coding region runs from base 1 to 1194 and encodes 397 amino acids. The transcript has a single exon.